Messenger RNA from Gossypium arboreum, 1127 nucleotides. RefSeq names its product bidirectional sugar transporter SWEET17-like. The transcript is spliced from 6 exons. The coding region runs from base 153 to 842 and encodes 229 amino acids. The record is from RefSeq and is a predicted model, not a curated record. NCBI's taxonomy places the organism in Eukaryota, Viridiplantae, Streptophyta, Magnoliopsida, Malvales, Malvaceae. Gene Ontology annotation, cellular component: membrane. Gene Ontology annotation, molecular function: sugar transmembrane transporter activity. Gene Ontology annotation, biological process: carbohydrate transport.
AAUUUUAAAAGUUCAAAAAGUAUAAGCACAGAUUGCAUGACUAAACCAUAAAACGAAAAAGAAGAAAAUUCUCUCUGCCUUUUAAAGCUUCCUCAGCUUUCAUCUUCCCCCACCCCCUAAAUUCCCAAAUAUUGAAUCUUGUUUUUCUAAAUAUGGAAGAGCUGAGCUUCAUUGUCGGUGUUAUAGGCAAUGUCAUCUCAGUUCUGGUUUUUCUUUCUCCAGUUGGAACGUUUUGGAGGAUAGUGAAGAAUGGAUCAACGGAGGAUUUUGAGAGUCUUCCUUACGUUUGCACAUUGUUGAGUUCAAGCUUGUGGACUUACUAUGGAAUCACAAAGCCUGGGGCUUACCUUGUUGCCACUGUGAAUGGCUUUGGCAUCCUGGCUGAAGCUGUCUAUGUUGUUUUGUUCCUGAUAUAUGCACCCAGAAAGAUGAGGGUGAAGACUGGGAUUUUAGUGGGGAUAUUAAAUGUGGGGUUCCUAGCAGCAGCUAUUUUGGCUACUCAUUUAGCAUUGGAAGGAGACACUCGAAUCGAUGCAAUAGGGUUCAUGUGUGCUGGGCUUAACAUCAUCAUGUAUGGCUCCCCUUUAGCUGCCAUGAAAACGGUAGUGACAAGCAAAAGUGUAGAAUACAUGCCAUUUUUUCUGUCGUUUUUCCUGUUCUUGAACGGAGGAAUUUGGGCAUUCUAUGCAUUGCUGGAGCAUGACAUUUUCCUUGGGGUACCAAAUGGGAUAGGUUUUCUACUUGGAACAGCACAACUUAUUCUGUAUGCCCUUUAUCGCAAAGCAAGGCCAUCAAACGACACCAUUUCUCAAGGAUUACUGGAACAAGGUUUUCAAAAGUAGUCCCAAUCCCGCCAUUCUCAUUACUACUGUGCUUUGCAAGUCAACCAUCUUCCUACAAUUUUUUAUUUUUUUAUUUUGGUUUAAUAAGAGAAAAUGAAAUAUUAUGAUGUGGUAGACUAUAUGUGCCAUACUGUUUGCUCUAAGUAUUUCUAUAUUUUAGAGAUUUUGGUUUCAUUGUCACUUUAUAUUCUUUAGCAGCUUCAAGAUACAUAUUUAGGUUCUCUUUAGAGUUCAAAGUGUUAAUAUCCUAUGACUUAUUAAUAUGAUGCAAAAUUAAUUACUAUA